GUCUCCUCCCCUUGUCCUCUCUGGCCCGUGGGAACAGUCCCUCCCUCCGCGGCUCUCAGCCUCCGUCCCUUCCUCCCAUCUCGCUGUUCCCGGGUCGGAGGUGCCGGACGCCUGGGUCCUCUGGCUGAUCAGGAGUCUGGGAGCGGGAGCGGGAGCAGCCUUCGCCAUGCUGCCGACGGGAGGCGUCUAUGCCGUGAAGAAAAGGAAAAAGCCCGUGCCAAAGAGUCCCAAGCCACCCCCUCCUGAGGGAACCAAGUCCAACCCUUCAAAAAGACACCGGGACCGUCUGAAUCAGGAACUUGGCAGACUGACCAACUUGUUGCCCUUUCCCGAGGAUGUCCGGGCACGGCUGGACAAGCUUUCCAUCCUCAGGCUGGCUGUGGGUUACCUGAAAGUAAAGGGUUACUUCACAGCCAUUUUGAAGAACCCCAGUACAGGCCGGCCAGAUGACCAAUCUGCAAAUUCAGAAGGAAGUAUCCAGAUGCCUCCCCAUAUCAACCAGGAAGCCUUUUCUGAAGGAGAACUGCUUCUUCAGGCUCUCCAUGGUUUUUUCAUCGCAGUCACUGCAGAUGGAUAUAUCUUCUAUGUCUCACCUACCAUUCAGGACUACCUGGGAUUUCAUCAGUCAGACGUCAUUUACCAGAGCGUGUUUGAGCUGAUCCACACCGAUGACAGGGCCAUGUUCCGUUGCCAGCUGCACUGGUCCCUGAACCCCCCAUCAUUCAGGGAAGCGGAGCAGGACUCCAGCUCUCUGCCUGGGAAUGAGAGCUCUCUGAACAGUGGCACCACUACCUAUGACCCUAAGCACCUGCCCCCAGAGAAUUCCUCCUUCCUGGAAAGAAGUUUUGUCUGCCGAUUCCGCUGUUUGCUGGACAACUCUUCAGGGUUCAUGGCUUUGGAUUUCCAUGGUCGCCUGAAAUUCCUCUAUGGGCAGAAUAAGAAAGAGGAAGAUGGAUCCCUCAUGCCACCUCAGCUAGCCCUGUUUGCUAUAGCAGUGCCCCUCCAGCCUCUCUCCAUUCUGGAACUCCGGACGAAGAUAUAUCUUUUUCAGACCAAACAUAAGCUGGACUUCACACCAAUGGCUUGUGAUGCUAGAGGGAAGGUGCUUCUGGGUUACACAGAAACUGAGCUCUGCAUGAGAGGCUCUGGGUACCAGUUUAUCCAUGCAGCAGACAUGAUGUAUUGUGCUGAGAAGCAUGUAAGAAUGAUGAAGACAGGUGAAAGUGGAAUGACCAUCUUCAGGCUGCUCACCAAGAAGGCCGGCUGGCUUUGGGUCCAGGCCAAUGCCAGGCUUGUGUAUAAAGGAGGCCAGCCAGACUGCAUCAUUGCUCGGCAGAGGGUGCUCUCGAAUGAAGAAGGUGAGGAUCAUUUGCACAAGCGGGCCACCUCACAGCUGCCUUUUAACUUUGCCACGGGGGAAGCUGUCCUGUAUGAGAACAACAUUCCACACUUCCUCAGCUCCCUCCCUCCCAGGAAGGAGUUCAAGCCAAAGAAAGAAGCUUUUCUUGACCAUGACCCAGUCGACCCCAAUUCCCUCCUGGGAGCCAUGAUGCAGCAAGAUGAGUCUGCAUAUAUUUCACGGACUGUCUCUGCGCCCUCCUUUUCCUUUACAGAUGCUAUGCAAGCCCCCAGGGAAUGGUGUCCCAGUGACAAGAACGGGAAGAUCAUCAAAGAUGAGACUGAUUCCCUUUUGACCAUCAUUGAGACAUUAUUUGAGAAAAAUGAGGCUGAAAAUGACAUCUGUAAAACUAUCCAGAACCUGGAUGUUGAUGACCUUGAAUUACAGAAGUGGGAGGAAAGCAUGUUCCCAGUGAACCAAGUGGGGUCCCCAAGCUUCCAGGGAAGACUCCAGCAGGGAGUGACCCCCUUCAUGGAUAAGGUGCUACUCUCACCAAAAAGUAGAAAGCACAUGGACUUUGCACCACUGAACAUCACAACGUCUUUACAAUCCCUAAGGCAACAGGCCCCACUGAUGGGACCAUCUCAUCAAACCAGGCCAAUGAACCCACUCCAGUACUUAUUUAUGAACCCCUCCAAAGAGAAGGAUGCAGUCCAUCCUCAGGAAUGCUACUGGCAUUCCCUGGACCCUGAGACAGUUGAUCACUUACCACCUAGAUUGCAGGGAAUCUUACCAGACUUACCCCAGCAGACAAAUGGACAGGCUCAGGAGGGUCCAUUGAUCUUUGGAAUGUGCCAAGAUUCCAUGGCCACCCCUAAGACACAAGCAGCAUCUGGCCAGACAAAUCCCAUGCCAAUUUCCUCACAUCGGACCAGUUGGCAUCCCCUGGAGCCAAGCUCAGACAAUUCCACAGCAGCAUUUCCACCAACAGGCACAUCCUCUCUUCCUUUGGAAAAAGCAGGUUCUGAGAAGGAGAAACAGCACAGCUCUGGGGGCGAUGCUUCUGCCCAGUCAUUUCGGUUCCAGACACAUGCACACAGCAGUCAUUGGCAGGAUCCAGAGCCUGCCAGUGCUCACCAGGGUCCUCCUCGGGGCACCAAGCCCAGAUGUAGUGUGGACUCACUGACCCUCAGAGAGCCUAUGGAGGUGGAGGCACAAUUCCAGAUACAGAGAGCUCAGCCAAACGCACUUGGAUCCCAUGAGACAAGCCCAUGGACUUCUUCAAGGUUGGCUGACUACCCUCAUGAAGACAUACAAGGUAUGGGGAUCACUCCACUUUCCAGCACACAGCAGGCCCACAGGACAACACUGCCAUGCUAUGGCCAACAGCCCACUCCCCUGGAAGGUCAUUGGCUUCCUGGGGGCUAUCCUUCCUGUUGGCCAAACCAGCAGCAGCAGCAACCGUCACCAGUCUUGGCUGUUUAUAGUGAACAGCAAGAGUUCUCAACCCAGCAUCAGCAGCACUUGGGGCCAGGCACUGACCAUUCUGCAGAGCUCUGCAGGCCAGCUCUGGAACAUCGUCAUGUGCUUCUCACAGGUGAAGCAGGGCCCAGCGUCCAUCAGCAGACUGCCCCUGAUCAGGAGGCCAGCUACCAGAGAGAGAGGAUGCUCCAGACCACACAGAGGUCCUCUGUUCCUACCAUAUGGCAGAAUGAAUGCUUACUCUCCUCACCUGAAUAUCCAAACAGCAUGCCCACUAUGGAAAGGGACAUCUCUCCCCAGGUAACUCAGGGAUCACCCUUUCUUGGGUCCUGCCAUCUCAGCAGUAAACUAGGAGAAGCCUCGCCAUCUUGCAUGGGCAGACUCACCAACUCAACCCCUGGUAGGGAAGCAAGAUUGGAAUUGGACUGGAGUCUUCAUCGCCAUCCCUCAGACCCUCCUUUCUCCCACACAUUAUUAGAACAACCACCAGAUGGUUGGCCGGUUUUCAGUUACGAUGUUCACUGCAAGCCAACCCAUCGGAGUGAAGAGUCUAGUACCACAGGAUUUCCUGCUAGUGCUCAUCUCCCCAAAACAUAGUUUACCUCAAGUUCUGCAAUCAAAUCACUAUUUCCUUCUUGGGACUGAGUUUUUCUGUGGGGUUUUUUUGUGGCCUUCAAAGUAGUUGUCUUUCUUGAAACUGAAGUUCCUGAAGCUUUUCAAUGGCUAUGUGAAUAUUUCACUGAUUAAAAACAAACAACAAUUCUCCAUGUGCACAAAUCUAUUUUUCUAUAAUCAAGUUCCCUAGGUUCUGGAGAUGCCCCACUUUUAUUUCCACAUUGUACUCUUUUUAUUUUUUUGCUGGGCAAUGAGGGUUAAGUGACUUGCUCAGGGUCACACAGCUAGUAAGUGUCAAGUGUCUGAGUCUGGAUUUGAACUCAGGUCCUCCUGAAUCCAG
This is a messenger RNA of Dromiciops gliroides (monito del monte), 3776 nucleotides long. Its product is annotated as aryl hydrocarbon receptor-like. NCBI's taxonomy places the organism in Eukaryota, Metazoa, Chordata, Mammalia, Microbiotheria, Microbiotheriidae. The record is from RefSeq and is a predicted model, not a curated record. Bases 167 to 3418 code for a protein of 1083 amino acids. Gene Ontology annotation, cellular component: aryl hydrocarbon receptor complex; nucleus. The transcript is spliced from 11 exons. Gene Ontology annotation, molecular function: protein dimerization activity; nuclear receptor activity; transcription cis-regulatory region binding. Gene Ontology annotation, biological process: regulation of transcription by RNA polymerase II.